UCUGUCUUCUGCUUUCUUCUCUUGCUUCUUCUUCACUCACCAUUUUUUUCUGUUCAUACAUUUCCUGCGGUUUUUCAUUUCAUCGGAGCUUGCAUGAUUCUGACUCACUCCAAUCGCAUCCCUUUGAUCCAAAUUCUCAAUGCUUUAACUGGGUGACCUUUUUUAGUUGAUUGUACAGCAAUACUAAAAUUCUCAAGCGGAACUUCCACAUUUUAUAUUUCAGAGAAAUGGGUUGUUUAUUUUAGUCUAGGAGGCAAGCAACUCAUUUAACUGAGCUUGAUCGUCAAAGAAUCUAGUUGGAGAAAUCUCAGUUCUUCUCCUCUUUUCUGCUUGCUUUUAGUCGGCGAGAACCUACUGCUUUAGAGGAAGUUGAGAAGAAUUUUGUGACUAUGAGAUGCAUGCUCUCUGGAGAUGGGGAGUCGGAGCCAAAUAUGGAUCAGGUUUCACAGCUAGUGGAGGAACUAUGCAAAGAGGAUGUUGUUGCUUUACUAAUCUACAAGUUGCCUAUACUGGGAUGGGAAGCGAGAAAGAAUUUAGUCUACUGUUGGUCUAUAUUGUUGAGACAUAAAGUUGACUCCAAGUAUUGCUGUGUAGAAUACAUUGAACAACACUUUGAGCUGCUGGACUUUCUCGUUGUAUGCUAUGAUAAUAAAGAAGUUGCCUUGAACUGUGGAAUAAUGUUGCGGGAAUGCUUCAAAUUUCCAACACUUGCAAAAUACAUUUUGGAGUCUCCAAGCUUUGAGUUGUUCUUUAAAUUCGUAGAGUUGCCUGAUUUUGAUGUUGCUUCAGAUGCAUUUUCUACCUUUAAGGAUCUUCUUACUAAACAUGGAAAAUUGGUCGCUGAAUUUUUGGAAGCUCAUUAUGAUGAGUUCUUUGAUCUCUAUGACAAACUUUUGACAUCUUCUAAUUAUGUCACUAGGCGGCAGUCUUUAAAGAUUCUAUCAGAAUUUCUUUUGGAGGCUCCAAAUAUCCAUAUAAUGAAACACUACAUCCAAGAAGUUCGUCACUUGAAAGUCAUGAUGACAUUGCUGAGGGACUCAAGUACAAACAUUCAACUAUCAGCUUUUCACAUUUUCAAGGUUUUUGUUGCUAAUCCUAAUAAGCCGCGAGAUGUGAAAAUUAUCCUUGCAAAGAACCAAGAGAAGCUGCUGGAGUUACUUCAUAAUCUGUCUCCUGCAAAAGGAGACCUGAUGUUUCAAGAUUCACAUCUCUUGGCUCUUGCACUAUUUCAGGCUCAGAAGAUGAGCAAUUUGAGGAGGAAAAGGAGUUCAUCAUCCAGGAAAUCGAGACUGUCAGGUUAAAUUAAUUCCUCUGCUAGCAUUGUUUGCUUAUGCAAAAUUGCAGUGUGUUUUUUGUCCUGUAUAUUCCUAUGUGUUCUGAUGUAUAAUAUCUUAACUGAACUAAUAUCAUGUAUCAAUGAAUCAAAUGAAGUACCAGGUAUGGGGUAUUGAAAGAAUAAUUAUGUAGUCGACAAAGAACCCAACUGAAAUAGGUAACUUUCAUGGAAA
Messenger RNA from Neltuma alba, 1508 nucleotides. RefSeq names its product calcium-binding protein 39. Gene Ontology annotation, biological process: intracellular signal transduction. Gene Ontology annotation, molecular function: protein serine/threonine kinase activator activity. Bases 390 to 1301 code for a protein of 303 amino acids. The record is from RefSeq and is a predicted model, not a curated record. The transcript is spliced from 11 exons. NCBI's taxonomy places the organism in Eukaryota, Viridiplantae, Streptophyta, Magnoliopsida, Fabales, Fabaceae.